AUGUUUGCGUUGCGCUUUGGACCAACUUCAAUGCAGAGGAAAGACCUGAGCGAAAAAGGAGUAGUUAGGCUUUAUUUGUCAUUUGGGUGCCUCUUUUGGGGCAUAGGGGCAAUGGGGUAUUUCAUGGUGUUCCCUCCGCAAAUGAGCCUCAAACUACCGUUCAGAUUGUUAGUCGCUCCCUUUCAGGCAGGCCCCAGGCGAAAGGAGGAUGAGCCCGCAGCCACCUUCGCCGAUUCCAGGCCAGUGCUGGAAAGCGACACCUCGCAGCGCUCUUGCGCCCCAUCAGAAAUGUUCCCCGUGCUGCAUCAAUCGAACAACUGA
Molecule: messenger RNA, 321 nt
Organism: Effrenium voratum
Lineage: Eukaryota; Dinophyceae; Suessiales; Symbiodiniaceae
Source: the annotation of a GenBank genome assembly